AUGCAAACCUGCGUGUCGUGUAGUGUGAAAAAUAAUGGCAUGAUAGCUAUUUUUCAGCAUCCGAAUGGGUUGGAUGAGAUGUUUCACACGGUGAUGGACAUAGAGGUACAACCUGAAGAUCACCUUUGCGUGCCGUGUUACGAUGAUAUGAAAAUAGCGUAUCGCUUUAAAACACGAUGUAAGCAGAACAUUGCAAUUCGCGCAACUAUUAAGGCGCAGAUGAUACAACCUCCACAAAUGUCCGAGCAGAGUGUAAAUAGUAGUAACGAUGUUUCCACAACGUGUAGCGAAUCAACUUCACAUGAAGAUAGAAAAGACACCCAGCGCAACAAGGAAAAAGCUAACACAACCGUUACACAGCCAGGAAAGACCGAUUCUGCUCGUAAUUUUAAAGAAGAAGAGAUUAUUGCAGAUAUGGACAACUUCCACCAAGAUGAUAUUGAGAUUAGCGAAGAAAUCACUGAACCAGAACAGGAUGAAAACGAAAGCUGUACGCUAGCGGUUGAUAUGGAUGAUGGAAGGAAAAGUGAUUCCGACUCGAGAGCUGUCGAUGUUGCUAGAGAUGCAAAGAGUAGUAAUGACAGCAAACAUCCGCAUGAUGAACAACCGACUACUUCAUUCGUUCAAGGUAGGGAGGAAACCAAAAGGGAAUCCUUACCAAGACUCCCAAAAGUACACAGCCUUAUGUGUGAAUAUUGCUUCAAAGAGUUCGAUAAUUUAGCGGACAAAAUCGAACACACUGGGACGCACCAAACGGAAUCGAAACCAUUCAAAUGUGUACACGAAGGGUGUGGCGGUGCGUUUAAAGAUCGGGUAGGAUUGCGGGCCCACGUACGGAUUCAUGCCACGGUAAAGCGAUACGGAUGCCGUUACUGUUCGAUGCGGUUCCACACGCACGGCAAUCGGAAUGCACACGAACGCACGCACAAUGGCGAAAAGCCAUUUGUUUGCAAACAAUGUGGUAAAGGAUUUGCGGAAGGUGGCAAUCUCAAGAAUCACAUACGGUUCCACAAUGGUGAGCGGCCAUAUCCGUGUGAGAUGUGUGGCAAAUCGUACCGGACACACUACUCCCGCUCGGUGCAUAUGCGCUCACACACAAACGAUCGACCAUUUAAGUGUGACGAAUGCGGGAAAGGGUUUUACUCAACCGGAAAGCUAACGAUCCACCGGCGGACGCAUACGGGCGAACGGCCUUAUGAAUGUGGAUCCUGUCAAGCAAAGUUUGCCGAUACAUGUGGACUUCGAAGACACAUGAUAAAACGGCACUAA
Anopheles marshallii is the source of this 1269-nucleotide messenger RNA. Its product is annotated as zinc finger protein 691-like. The record is from RefSeq and is a predicted model, not a curated record. Gene Ontology annotation, molecular function: zinc ion binding; RNA polymerase II cis-regulatory region sequence-specific DNA binding; DNA-binding transcription factor activity, RNA polymerase II-specific. Gene Ontology annotation, cellular component: nucleus. NCBI's taxonomy places the organism in Eukaryota, Metazoa, Arthropoda, Insecta, Diptera, Culicidae. Bases 1 to 1269 code for a protein of 422 amino acids. Gene Ontology annotation, biological process: regulation of transcription by RNA polymerase II. The transcript is spliced from 2 exons.